This is a messenger RNA of Neoarius graeffei (lesser salmon catfish), 1838 nucleotides long. RefSeq names its product tripartite motif-containing protein 16-like. The transcript is spliced from 6 exons. The record is from RefSeq and is a predicted model, not a curated record. NCBI's taxonomy places the organism in Eukaryota, Metazoa, Chordata, Actinopteri, Siluriformes, Ariidae. Bases 1 to 1674 code for a protein of 557 amino acids. Gene Ontology annotation, molecular function: protein binding; zinc ion binding.
AUGACUGAGGCCAGUAUUUCAGUAGCUCAGGACCAGUUCAUGUGUCCAGUGUGUCUGGAUCUCCUGAAGGAUCCGGUGACUAUCCUCUGUGGUCACAGUUUCUGUAAGGUGUGUAUUAAUGGCUGCUGGGAUCAGGAGGAUCAGAAGGGCGUCUACAGCUGUCCUCAGUGCAGAGACACUUUCACUACAAGGCCUGUUCUACGCAGAAACAACAUGCUGGAUGAAGUGGUGGAGAAACUGAAGAAGACUGAAGUCCAAGCUGCUUCUCCUGCUCACUGUUACGCUGGACCUGGAGAUGUGGAGUGUGAUUUCUGCACCGGGAGAAAACACAAAGCCGUCAAGUCCUGUCUGAUGUGUUUGGCUUCUUAUUGUGAAAUUCAUCUGAAACCUCAUCUUGAAGUUCCUGCUUUGAAAAAACACACAUUAAUUGAAGCCUCAGCAAAACUCCAAGAGAAGAUCUGCUCUGAACAUAACAAGCUGAUUGAGAUCUACUGUCGUACUGAUCAAACCUGCAUCUGUUAUUUGUGUACGAUGGAAAAUCACAAAGGUCACGACACCGUCACAGCCGCAGCAGAAAGAGCUGAGAAACAGAGUGAGUUAAAGGAGGAGCAGAUGAAAUCCCAGCAGAGAAUCCAGGAGAAGCAGAAGAAGGUGCAGGAGCUGAAACAGGCUGUGAACACUAUAAAGCUCAGUGCACAGACAGCAGUGGAGGACAGUGAGAGGAUCUUUACUGAGCUGAUCAGCUCCAUGGAGAAAAAGCGCUGGGAGGUGACGGAGCUGAUCAGAGAUCAGGAGAAGGCUGAACUGAGUCGAGCUGAACGACUCCUGGAGCAACUGGAGCAGGAGAUUGCUGAUCUUCAGAGGAGAGUCACUGAGCUGGAGCAGCUUUCACACACACACGAUCACAUCCAUUUCCUCCAGGUUUUAGCUUCUGGACGUCGCUCUCCUCCAUUUCAAAGACCAUCAUUUCACACAUCCAGCGUCACUGUCCAUCAACAUCUCUCAUUUGAUGGAGUGAGGAAUUCUCUCUCAGAUCUGAAAAAGAGACUCGAGGAAUUCUGUGAGGAGGAAUUCAACAAAAUCCCUCCACAUGCUGCAGCAGUUCAGAUCAUUUCAGGACCACAGAGCAGAGAAGAGUUUCUGAAAUAUUUCUGUUAUCUGACUCUGGAUCCCAACACGGCACAUCGUCGCCUCAUUCUGUCUGAGAAGAACAGAGCGGUGAGAUGGAGUGAGAGAGAGCAGCGUUACUCUGAUCAUCCAGAGAGAUUUGAUUACUGGCCUCAGGUGUUGUGUAAGGAGAGUGUGUGUGGACGCUGUUACUGGGAGGUGGAGUGGAGCGGUGCUGCUGUGGACAUAUCAGUCUCAUAUAAAGACAUCAGCAGGAAAGGACAGGGUGAUGAGUGUUGGUUUGGAGGCAACAAAUCCUGGAGUCUGUGGUGUUCUUCUUCUCUCUCUUUCUGGCACAACAACAUAGAGACUGAUCUCAGAGUUCCAUCAGCCUCCAGAAUAGGAGUGUAUGUGGAUCACAGUGCAGGAACUCUGUCCUUCUACAGCGUCUCUGACACGAUGAAGCUCCUCCACAGAGUCCACACCACAUUCACUCAGACUCUAUACGCUGGGUUUGGGCUCUCCUGGUUUCCUGGUUCUACAGUGAGAUUGUGUGAUCCAGAAUAAAAGUGUGGAAUGUUUUCUGUAAAAUUCCUGCACGUUGCCACGUUGUUGCUCAGUCGUCUGUUUCACUAGAACAUAAUCCAGCUGCACAAAAACACUCAUUUUAAUAUUUAAAUUAAAACAGAUGAAUAAUUUUAAAUAAUUAAAAAGGAAAUGUUAAAAAUUAA